AUGCAAAUUGUUGGAGACUACUGCACUAUAUCAGAACGAGCUACCUCUCUUUUCCUUACAGCAGCAAAGAUCAAAAGGCGCAGAGCAAAGAGCCCUAUAAUUCAGAGCCCCUACGGGCCUAUUCCCAUGGCAUAUGUCGGCCUAUUGGAGUCCCGGCACCUGCACCCGGCACGAAUAAAGGUGGAGAAGACAGAGACAGUUGUCGCUCUCAGACUGAUUGACGCCAGUUCGAACACAAUAGAUCAUGUACAGAAGCUGGCUGGAACGAUCAAGCGUCUCACAGCCUCAAGUAUACAGCUGAAGACCAUCCCUGAGAAGCUCGUGUGUUCACUCAUCUACCUCACCAAACUAGAUCUCAGUGACAACAAGCUGGGCGAUGCCUCAUUCCCAGAAUGUAUGAAGAAUCUGGAGCAGCUUGUCGAUCUUAGCCUGGCCAACAACAAAUUAAGCAAGUUCCCUGUCUGCUUGAGAAAACUGCAGAAGCUGAGUCGCUUGGACCUCAGUGACAACGAAAUUUCUCGAGAUGUCGGCCAAAUGAAAUCUCUUGUAGACCUAGAUGUCUCAGACAACAAGAUCGGUACCCUGGCAACCGACCUUUUCCUGCUGCCAAAUCUGGACGUCUUCAUCGCUUGCAAGAACGAAAUAACUACUGUCCCGAGUUUCACAAUCCGGCCACACUCCAAACGGCGCCUGAAGCACGUUGACCUGUCAGACAACAGACUGACCAAGUUCCCCGGCCAUCUACUGCAGAUGGUGGACAAGCUUGACCUGUGCAACAAUAACAUUAAAUCCUUACCCUAUCACUCCAUUAAGAAACUUGACCUGAACACUGACCAGACGUUGCUGCUCAAGGAAAACCCGUUGACGUACCCGCCAUCGGACGUCUGUGAGUCGGGUCUUCGCUGUAUCACCUCCUUCUUUCAUGAAAGUCAGUCAGAGGUCAAAGUUCAUCAGGGAGUCAAGUUGAGCAUAUGGGACUUCUGUGGACACGCCUUCUAUAUGUACCCACACUACACCUUCUUUGAGCAUCCAUCAGUGGCAAUCCUCACCUUCAACAUGCUGGACUACUCGGAGGCAACAUUCCAGGACCAUAUAGGAUCCUGGUUCGACUGGAUGCUGGCCAAAACCAACAAAGGGGCGGUUGUUCUCGUCGGGACUCACUGCGACAAGCUGGACGAAUCACAGAUGAGAAAGGUCUCCACGGAGGUGAAAGCGAGACUGACCAAACACACUGACAGACAGACCCAGUACAUCAAAGAUAGUAUCCAGGAGAUUGAAGACAGACCACACAUUUCUCCGACCUUAUCUGAGCAGCUCAAGAUGUACAGGCGACUUCUACAGACAAAAACCAUAGUUGUAACCGACGUCGUGUGUACCAGCUCCAAGACGUAUCUAGGCUUCGACAAAGUUCGACAAUCUAUCGAGAAUCUAGUCAAAGACAAGCAAUUGUUUCCCCGUGUCAUGAGAGUUAUCCCCACCUUCUGGCUGGACGUUCGCCAUUACGUAGAGGAUCGUGGAAACUCCAUGUCCUUUCCGGUCUUGUCCUGGGAAGAGUUCCAGCAGGAAGUGACGUCACGGUUCGGAAUGAAGCACCUGAUGAGGCCCAUAGCCCAGUACCUCCACGAAAUUGGCCAGAUUUUAUGGUUCUCUAGCGUCCCCAAGUUAAAAGAUCUGGUCUUCAUUCGGCCAUCUUGGCUGUUGGACCUUCUGCGAUGCUUUCUGCGGCAUGACCUUGACAAGGUUAUCUUCACACCAGAAGAUAAGCUAAGGUGUCCUGAACUAACCACGAUGAAAUUCGACAGACUAAAGAAGGACGCCAUAUCACACGCCAUGUUUGACCGGGACUUCUUCCGCUGUCUUCUUGCGCCACUGAUGUCCCUUGAUAACAUUUCCAUAACAACCGAUAUCAUGAAACUUUUAGCGGAAGGAUUUGAACUGGGUUUCCCUGUAACAAAAUCCAACAAGGAAGCUGCAAUUUCAGCACUUUGCAAGUCUGAGUCAGGGUUGUUCAACAUAUUGACACAUCUUACAAUCCCCUGGUUUAUCAAAGACCCGGAACCAGACAGUUUUAAAAUAUUCUGGGAAUCUUUAGAUCAAAGACACAAAUUGGCGUGUUGUUAUAAGUUUCCACUCUACCUCCCACCGGGAUUGUUUGAGGUAAUGUGCGUCCGCGCCCACCAGGAGAAGCACAACCUGUGCUUCUUGCAUCAGUGGGGCGGAGGAAUUCAUGCUGUACGGAAGCAGUUAAACGUUCAUGUGUUGGUGACCUACUUUCAGGAUGACCACGUCGAUGGCUGUGAGGUGAAUGUGGUGAAGUUUGAAAUCAGAGAUGGUGAUUUUGAGAAUGACCAGCAGACAUCGGUGGUGACCAUGUGGUCUGUCCUAGUUCCUUUACUCCAGGAAUUUGAGCAGUUGUUAGAAGGCUACUCUGGUAUUCUGGUGGAAAGAUUCAGCGAGUGUCCCCACUGCCGUAGCGCAUCUUUCGUUGGCGAGUGGAUGACGACCAGGGACACUCAAGCACUGACCAGACGCGUCUGUGAUGUAUGUGGACAAGAGGUGGACACACGGUUCCUGGUGCAGCCGAGGGAACAGAAAAGAGUUAUCAUCAAACGGAAACCCCCAGCGCAAACUGCAGCCACGCCUUCUCCUUCGCCACUUCCAGAGCAACUUUUAAGCACCCAACAACCUGCGACCACGCCUUCUUCUUCGCCACUACCAGAGCAACUUUCAAGU
Messenger RNA from Candidula unifasciata, 2733 nucleotides. NCBI's taxonomy places the organism in Eukaryota, Metazoa, Mollusca, Gastropoda, Stylommatophora, Geomitridae. The record is from the annotation of a GenBank genome assembly.